Molecule: messenger RNA, 237 nt
Organism: Colletotrichum destructivum
Lineage: Eukaryota; Fungi; Ascomycota; Sordariomycetes; Glomerellales; Glomerellaceae
Exons: 1
Coding region: 1-237 (78 amino acids)
Source: RefSeq, a predicted model, not a curated record
AUGAACGGAUGGAUGGACGGUCCAUACAGGCUCAUGGGUACAUGUUACCCCGGGCAUCACAUUGGCAAGCAUGCAAUUGUCAAGCGCGUUAGCUGCGUUCAUCCGAAGACUUGCAUUCAGAUUCGUUCCUCGGAUCGGACCAGUAACAUUUUGUGUAGUUUCCAUCCAACAAGUCGACUCUUUUUCUCGUCCUCGAUCUCUGUUUUGGCUGCCACACGUAGACGUCACAUCCGAUAG